AUGUCAGGGGUCAUCAACUGGGUCCUUCCGGAUGACGUCUACAUGGCGACCACUGCGGAGAACACCAACGGUCAAGCCUUGGAAGAUAACACCCAAGGCUUCAACAUCCCGGUGGGCACCAGCUUCCUCACUUUGAAGGCCAAUCAAGUCAGGUCGACAACAGAUGCCUCACCGGCCAACUUCAUCGUUGUGCUCGGGUACCGCAGUGAUCUGGGAGCGUAUCAGAGUGCUUCGGCUGGCUGUGCAACGGCUCUCUACGAUGACAGUGGCGCAGCACCUGUUGACUCACCUUGGAUCACGGCCCUCAACUUUUCUGACGAGGAUCCGAGCUGGGAGUAUGCCAACGGCACCGUCUCGUGGACUCAAGACAGCCUCACAACUGAUCAAGCAUCGGUGUCGCAUUACAAGGUGUUCUUGGCCGAGGAUGCUACCGGCACAAACCAGCUGCUGGUCAACACCGUCUCUCGCGACAGUACCACUGCUGCGGUGGCCAGCACGAUGAUAGGAUAUCGCAACUUUGUGUUGGUGUACUCCUCGAACAACUACGGGGAUGCACCAACUCCAGUAUCUGCGGAGUACCAGGGCAAGAGCCCCCUCACCACUGUCACGCAAACUUCAACAUCCACUUUCACUGGAACGACGUCCUCCACAACGACGUCGCAGACUGCAACCUCAACCGAUACCACGACAUCAGAGUUCACGGUGGGGGUCACCAACGUUCAGUUCUGGGAUACGAACCCAGACUACUUCCGCAUCGGUGGAACCGUGAGUUGGGACGAGCCAGCAAACACUGCCGGCAUUGUGGAGUACCGUGUGAGAUUGGCAUUUGAUGUGGAAGCCUCCAGAGAGCAGCUGGUCUACGAGCCGAACCUCGGCUUUGCGACGGCUGUGCCAGUGGGGACUUCUUCCUUCUACAUUCUUGACAACACGGCAAGGAGAUUUUCGUGCUGUGAUCCCUCUGAGUAUCCCGCGGCAUGGAUUAUCGUGUACACUGUCAAGGACGGAGGUCAGCAACAGGCCGCCAUUUAUGCCGGCCAUGUCCUGAUCAAGGACAACCAGACAGCGCAGGUGGCAGACAGCAUCUACGUCCAAGAGCUGGCUCUCGUGGAUAAUACGCCUGAAGCACAAAUCAACAUCACGCUCACUGGGGACUUGUCAUGGAACACGACCGGCCCCGAUUAUCCAGCCGUUGGGGAGGAUUGGGGCCUCAUAGAGACCUGGGACAUCUACUUGGCUCAGGGUUCCCAGCUGGCAACCAGCGCGAGGUACAUCGCCAGUGUUCCGCUCACCAGCAAGACGUACACAUUCAACGCAGAGCCGUUAAACUCAGGUGAUGAUGCGAUAAUUGUCUACGCAUCCAAUACGGUUGGGAAGGCACCGUUCGGUAGUGUCGUCCAAUUCGGCCAAUUCGGAAGCCUUCAGACGACCUCCACCACGACAGUCUCCUCCACGUCGACGAAACCUCUGACUUCGCUGUAUGGGCUGACCGUCACCUUCACCGACACGGACACGACUGCGGAUUCUUUACUAGGCACAAUCACUUGGCAGCCUCCCGUGGAUCCAUCGUCACUGACUUCGUACAACAUCUACAUGGCCAGUGACCAGCAGGGCAGCCAGCAGGCUCCACUCGCUGUGGUGGCGUCGCCAACAACCACAUACACAAUAUCUACGCCGGCCACGAGAACGACGGGCAGUGCAUCUCCGGCAAACUGGUUGCUGGUGUAUCCGAGCACUGGUGGGUCCCUUUCCUGGACUGAUGCAGCCAGCUUGCAGUUGUAUGACAACAGCGGUGCCGUGCCUGCACAGCCAACCUUUGAUACCGUUUCGUUCGUUGAUGAGGAUCCCACAGGCAACUUCGCCUCGGGAACUGUCAGGUGGACACUGGCCGCUAACACCGACUUCGGGCACAUCACGCAUUACACUGUUUACCUUGCCGAGGACCAGGCGGGCUUGAACAAGAUUGCCUUCGGUGAUCCCGUCUCAUGGGAUGUCACGGAAGUGGUCGUGUCUACAGGUGUUGAGCUGAACAGCCGGUCACAUGUGGUGAUCUACGCGACCAACUCGUACGGAGACUCUCCCUCGCCAGGCAACAUCGUAUCUCCUGCCGGAACAUCCUAUGAGUUUGCGGACCUGGGACAAUCAACCACCACCAGCUCGACGACAACUGGUGUCACGGUGACCUCUGUCACCACUACGUCGGUCACGGGCACCACUGUCACCACAACCUCAUUCACUUCUACAAUAAGCACAAGCGGCACCUCCACGACAACGGUGACGAACACUCAAACAACCUCCACCUCACAGACAUCGUCCUCAGUCACAUCCAGCACUAUAAGCUUGACAUCCACAAGCACGAGCCGAACUGCCUCAACCACAACGACCAUCACCACCAUGACGAGCACGUCUUCCAGUAUCACCGUCACAUCGUCGACUGCCACCACGUCGACAGGCACGUCAACCAGCGAGACCGCUACAAGCAGCACCAGCAUGACAUCUUCAACUACUUCAUUCACCCACACUUCCUCCACCAUCACAACUUCUUCAGCAACUACCACCUCGUCGCUCUCGACAACCUCCAGCACCUCCACGACCGUUCCGCCACUCCAAAGUAUCAUGGACGCUGCGAGGGCCGCAGCGGCGCAAGCCGCGAGCGAGGGGAAGUCCUUAGCGGAGCAAGCAGCUUUAGCUGGAGAAGCUGCUCGAGAAGCAGCAGCAGCUUUGGGCCUCAGCAUUCCUGAGCAGGCAGCAAUGGCUGGACUGGCUGCUUCAACGGUGGGCAGAGAAGCUGGGAUGAACAUCACGGAAGCAGCAGAAGCAGCUGGUCUUGCAGCUGGAGCUGUGGGAGCUUACUACAGCUUGUCGCUCCAGGUGCAGGCAGACUUCGCAGGAAAGGCUGCGGGGGUGGCCGCGGCCAGUGCAACCGCCGACGCUGGAGACCCCGCCAGUGCACAGGACACGGCUGGUUACUCGAAAAAGGGCACGUUCUUGCAACACUGCAUUCCCAGCAUUCCGACAAGCAUUCCGACAAGCAACCGGUUGCAGAACUCUCACUUAAGAGCCUUGGCAGAGUUGUGCAGGCAGCUGCUGCUGGUACUGCUGCCGCCGACGCCGUCCACGUCUUUUCUGGGACUGCUUCUGCGUCAGCAUGAGUUCACAUCAUUACUUCUGUUAUUCCACAUCGUCAGGACGCCGGAGGAGCAGGCCUUGGCAGCUGGCGCAGCCGCCGCCGCUGCCAUUGCUGCUGCGGGAGGGACGCUAGAAGAGCAGUGGCCGGCUCAGAAGAACGCGUGCUUGGCGUGCUUUCCACCCGUGCUGCUUCACGUUGUUUUCGCAUGCGAGCCAGUCUAUGUCUGGCAUCCUCCAAGGAUCCAGGCAGCUGCGGCGGCUGUUGCAGCUUCAGGACAGGCAGAUGGAUUGACGCUGGAGCAGAUUGCGGCGCUGGCCAGUACAGCAGGCAGUACACUGUCGACAGCUGCCGGACAGACUGCAGAGCAACAAGCUGCUGCUGCAGCUGCAGCUCGGCCGCGUUUCCAUGUAGGUGUGCGGGAUGCACUGCACAUGGAUCAUGUGCCCCAGGCAGCCGUAUCCACCGCUGCCUUAGCUGCCAAUGCCACACAGCAGGCAAGGGCUUCGCGUGGGGCAUAUGACCUUUUCGAGUCCUUUCCUUAUCAGGUGGCCGACGAUCUCGCAGCCACAACGCUGGGCAGCUUGCUUGGUGCAUUGUCGCCGGCAUCCAAUCAGACCAACUCGGCCAACCAGACAUCUGUGCAGCAGGCGAUUGCAGCCGGUGCCAGUGCGGCCGCGGCUGCUGCCAGCCUAAACAUGACUGCAGAGCAGCAGAUCACAGCAGCUGCACAGGCGGCCAUGACGUCCGGCCAGGGCGCUUUAAAUCAGGCACAGUUGCAAGAAGCGGUUGCGAGUGCAGCUGGUGCAGCAGCAGCGACCGCCGCAGCAGCAGAUGGUUUGACACCGGAGCAACAGGCAGCUGCUGCUGGUGCUGCGGCUGCCGACGCCAUUAGCGAGCUUUUCAGCGGGACGCCGGAAGAGCAGGCCUUGGCAGCUGGCGCAGCCGCCGCCGCUGCCAUUGCUGCUGCGGGAGGGACGCUAGAAGAGCAGUGGCCGGCAGCUGCGGCGGCUGUUGCAGCUUCAGGACAGGCAGAUGGAUUGACGCUGGAGCAGAUUGCGGCGCUGGCAGUACGCUGUCGACAGCUGCCGGACAGACUGCAGAGCAACAAGCUGCUGCUGCAGCUGCAGCUCGGCCACGUUUCCAUGCAGGUGGCCGACGAUCUCGCAGCCACAACGCUGGGCAGCUUGCUUGGUGCACUGUCGCCGGCAUCCAAUCAGACCAACUCGGCCAACCAGACAUCUGUGCAGCAGGCGAUUGCAGCCGGUGCCAGUGCGGCCGCGGCUGCUGCCAGCCUUGGCAUGACUACAGAGCAGCAGAUCACAGCAGCUGCACAGGCGGCCAUGACGUCCGGCCAGGGCGCUUUAAAUCAGGCACAGUUGCAAGAAGCGGUUGCGAGUGCAGCUGGUGCAGCAGCAGCGACCGCCGCAGCAGCAGCUGGUUUGACACCGGAGCAACAGGCAGCUGCUGCUGGUGCUGCGGCUGCCGACGCCAUUAGCGAGCUUUUCAGCGGGACGCCGGAAGAGCAGGCCUUGGCAGCUGGCGCAGCCGCCGCCGCUGCCAUUGCUGCUGCGGGAGGGACGCUAGAAGAGCAGUGGCCGGCAGCUGCGGCGGCUGUUGCAGCUUCAGGACAGGCAGAUGGAUUGACGCUGGAGCAGAUUGCGGCGCUGGUGCGGGAUACACUGCACACGGAUCAUGUGCCCCAGGCAGCCGUAUCCACCGCUGCCUUAGCGGCCAACGCCACACAGCAGGUGGCCGACGAUCUCGCAGCCACAACGCUGGGCAGCUUGCUUGGUGCAUUGUCGCCGGCAUCCAAUCAGACCAACUCGGCCAACCAGACAUCUGUGCAGCAGGCGAUUGCAGCCGGUGCCAGUGCGGCCGCGGCUGCUGCCAGCCUUGGCAUGACUACAGAGCAGCAGAUCACAGCAGCUGCACAGGCGGCCAUGACGUCCGGCCAGGGCGCUUUAAAUCAGGCACAGUUGCAAGAAGCGGUUGCGAGUGCAGCUGGUGCAGCAGCAGCGACCGCCGCAGCAGCAGCUGGUUUGACACCGGAGCAACAGGCAGCUGCGGCUGGUGCUGCGGCUGCCGACGCCAUUAGCGAGCUUUUCAGCGGGACGCCGGAAGAGCAGGCCUUGGCAGCUGGCGCAGCCGCCGCCGCUGCCAUUGCUGCUGCGGGAGGGACGCUAGAAGAGCAGAUCCAGGCAGCUGCGGCGGCUGUUGCAGCUUCAGGACAGGCAGAUGGAUUGACGCUGGAGCAGAUUGCGGCGCUGGUGCGGGAUACACUGCACACGGAUCAUGUGCCCCAGGCAGCCGUAUCCACCGCUGCCUUAGCGGCCAACGCCACACAGCAGGUGGCCGACGAUCUCGCAGCCACAACGCUGGGCAGCUUGCUUGGUGCAUUGUCGCCGGCAUCCAAUCAGACCAACUCGGCCAACCAGACAUCUGUGCAGCAGGCGAUUGCAGCCGGUGCCAGUGCGGCCGCGGCUGCUGCCAGCCUUGGCAUGACUACAGAGCAGCAGAUCACAGCAGCUGCACAGGCGGCCAUGACGUCCGGCCAGGGCGCUUUAAAUCAGGCACAGUUGCAAGAAGCGGUUGCGAGUGCAGCUGGUGCAGCAGCAGCGACCGCCGCAGCAGCAGCUGGUUUGACACCGGAGCAACAGGCAGCUGCUGCUGGUGCUGCGGCUGCCGACGCCAUUAGCGAGCUUUUCAGCGGGACGCCGGAAGAGCAGGCCUUGGCAGCUGGCGCAGCCGCCGCCGCUGCCAUUGCUGCUGCGGGAGGGACGCUAGAAGAGCAGAUCCAGGCAGCUGCGGCGGCUGUUGCAGCUUCAGGAAUCGCGGAUGGCCUGACAGUGGAUCAGAUCGCGGCACUUGCUGGUCAAGCAGGCCGGAUCUUGAUUUUAUGA
Molecule: messenger RNA, 6027 nt
Organism: Symbiodinium natans
Lineage: Eukaryota; Dinophyceae; Suessiales; Symbiodiniaceae
Source: the annotation of a GenBank genome assembly